Messenger RNA from Diaporthe citri, 1752 nucleotides. RefSeq lists its product as uncharacterized. The transcript has 6 exons. Gene Ontology annotation, biological process: transmembrane transport. Gene Ontology annotation, molecular function: transmembrane transporter activity. The record is from RefSeq and is a predicted model, not a curated record. Lineage: Eukaryota; Fungi; Ascomycota; Sordariomycetes; Diaporthales; Diaporthaceae. The coding region runs from base 1 to 1752 and encodes 583 amino acids.
AUGGCAAAUGCUGGGUUUUCUAGUCCGGAGAGGACUCCCUCCCUCGUUCCUCCCAAUCCACCAGCAGCUGUCGUUGACGCCCAGGCGAUUGCCGGCCAGGAUCCAUCGCCCAGGCACAUAAUCAAUCAGCCCGCCGUUGAUCUGUCCGGGGAAAGACCCGCAGACUCCCAAAAAGGGUUUACACGCGCGACGCCGAGCAAUUCGGACACUGAGGACCCCGACCCGGACCCGGAAGCUCUUACCCGAUCGACUAGCGGCCCGGUCUACUCUGUCUUUUCGAGUCGCAUGAAAAAAUGGAUCAUAGGCGUUGUGACCCUGACAUCUUUUAUCUCACCCAUGACUGCUAAUAUUUACUUUCCGGCUCUCAAUCCGAUUGCCCACGACUUGGGCGUCUCAGUGAGCCUAAUCAACCUCACAUUAACUACGUACAUGAUCUUUCAGGGUAUCGCGCCAACUAUGUUUGGCGACUUCGGCGACAUGGCCGGCAGGCGACCGGCUUUUAUUGUUGCUGUACUCAUCUACAUUGUCGCAAAUCUCGGUCUCGCCCUCCAAAACAAUUACGCCGCCCUCUUGAUACUCCGUAUGGUUCAGAGUGGCGGCAGCAGCGGCACCUUGGCCCUUGGCUACGCUGUUGUUGCUGACAUAGCUACCAGCUCUGAAAGGGGCAAACCUGUGAUAGGCGGCUUGCUAUCUCAGUACCUCGGCUGGCGUGCAAUUUUCUGGUUCUGCUUCAUCUUCGCCUGCUCCGUCUUUGUGCUCUACGGACUAAUGGUUCCGGAGACAUGCCGUACCAUUGUCGGUAAUGGCUCAGUGACGCCUACCGGUUUCAACAUGACGGCCAUCGCUUGGGUCUCCCAGAAGCGGCGCCAGAGAAAGCAGCAGAAGGAAGGCGGCACACAGACCGUUGUCGUCCAACUCAAUGAGGACGGCACCGUGCGACAGAAGCCAAAACUGCGCUUCCCUAAUCCCCUCCGGGCCCUGGCAGUUGUCUUCGACAAGGGUGUUGGUCUCGUGAUCUUUUACAACUCGUUGCUAUACCUCAUGUUCAUCACCACCGUGGCAACAUUAUCCACACAAUUCAAAGAAAAGUAUGGCUAUGAUGACCUGGAGAUAGGCUUGUGUUACCUUCCCUAUGGAGCAGGCUGUUUCGCGGCGGCUAUAGGCCAGGGCUACAUGCUGGAUUGGUACUACCGUCGCACUGCCAAGAAGAUCGGAUUCAGCAUCGACAAAAAGCGCGGCGACGACCUAUCCAAUUUUCCCAUCGAGAAGGCAAGGAUCGUGCCGCUCUACUUCUUCGUGGCCGUCGGCAUUGUGGCCGUGAUUAUCUACGGCUGGGUCUUGGAGCUCCGACCCUCGGUUGCCGCGCCGCUGUGCCUGCACUUCGUCAUCGGGCUGUGCAUCACGGGGUCGUUCGGCAUCCUCAACACGCUCAUCGUAGACCUGAGUCCGGAGGCGCCGGCCACCGCGGUUGCGGCCAACAAUUUCGUGCGGUGCGAGAUGGGCGCCGCCGCCACGGCCGUCAUCGACCUCAUGAUCUCGGGGAUGGGCGCCGGCUGGUGCUUCACCUUCUUCGCGCUGCUGGGCGUUGUCUUCAUGCCGAUCCUGUGGGCGGAGGGCAAGUACGGCAUCCAGUGGAGGAAGGAGAAGAGGCUGAGGAGGGAGAAGAAGCUCAUCGAGAAGAGGGACAGGAAAGAGCGCAAGGAGAUGGAGAAGGCGGCUGCGGCGGUGCAGAGGGAGACGCAGCAGGAAUGA